This is a messenger RNA of Stomoxys calcitrans (stable fly), 12561 nucleotides long. RefSeq names its product serine-rich adhesin for platelets. The transcript is spliced from 6 exons. NCBI's taxonomy places the organism in Eukaryota, Metazoa, Arthropoda, Insecta, Diptera, Muscidae. The record is from RefSeq and is a predicted model, not a curated record. Gene Ontology annotation, molecular function: protein binding. Bases 1405 to 7539 code for a protein of 2044 amino acids.
AUUUUCGGUUGAGAACGGAUUUUCGGAUGUCCAUCAGUCCUAUUGUAGUCAAAACUUUACUCUUUUAUUGCCAAAAGUUUAUGGAAUAUGCAUUAAUUAAUAGAAGUUCCGAUUUUAAUGGAAAGAAAUAAGUUAAUGUAAUACCAUUUUGCAGUGUGGUGGAAUAUAGCAAGCAUGUUUCAAAUUGUGUAACACAAGUACAGAAGGUCGAACUACGAAUGAGUUUAAGCUAAACAAUUCAGAAACGCAAAUUUUUUAUUGGAAUUUGUCGUACUUCAGUAAGAAGGACAAUUAAUUAGAAAUGUAAUAAACGCGAACUGCAAAUAUUGGUUUUAGUGAAUUUUAAGGCCUAUAAAGAUAUAUCGACAAAGAGUGAUUUUUCACAUCACCUGUGUGUAUGUGUAUUUGUGCAAUUGUGUGAGUGAUUGAAUGAUAAUCAACAUUUUCAGGUGACAAAAAAAAAACGAAAUAAAAAUAAAGCAAAAUAGCAGACGACACAAUUAUCAGUAGGAGUUGUUUCCUCCUUGAUUUUACCGAAAAUAUCUAUCAAAAAUGUGUAAACAAUGAGUGAACAACCAAUGUUUGUGAGGAAUGAAAGCAGAUGUUAAAAACAUCAUUAGCAACAAGAAGAUUUUUAUCAAAAAAGAAAUGUAUCGAAAAUACACAAGUAGUGAUACACAUAGCGAUAGAAAAUGCUAAUUAUUCUUGUGAAAAAACUUCUUUAUCCGGCAGUUCAUUUUUAUAAACGCGCGCGCACUUUUGCUGUCACUGUUCAAAAUAAAGAAAUCUAAAUCAUCCAUCAUAUCUAAAUAAUAGAUCGUAAACUUACACACAUACAUGAGUGUCAGGUGCAAAACAAAAUCAACAGCACUUAAAGUAUAAAUUCGGCUACGAUUAUUGUAUUGUGUUUGUUUUUUUUACAAUUGUGUUAAUUUUUUCCGAUGCAUGUUCUAAGUAAGCUCAAAAUAAAUUAAAUUCCAAUUUGCACACAAAACAAGGAAAGCUGAAAAAAGCGCACAACAACAACUGCAGCAAUAUAGAAUAAUCUACAAAUUAAAGACCACAAAAAGUCAAGUCGUACAAUCAUCGUCGCAUUUGCCUUGGCAAAUAAAAACAACAACCAUAAACCGCCAGCCACCUCACAACGUCGCUGUCACUCCAAUUCGAUUUAGAUUCACGUUGUCCAGUUUCUAACUUGUUUUGUUGUGUUUUCUGUUUUUGUUUCGCUUUCUGUGGGGGAUAGCUGCAGCAGACACAAAACAUCUACUGCCGAGUCGUCGUCUCGAAAGGAAGAAAUACAAAGCUCCAUUGUAUAUUAGAUUUUGACCUGAUGAAAUAAAUACAGUCCGAAAUACCAAGCAAACCGUGCGGAAAGGAAGAAGAGCAAACAGAGAAAACGUGAAUAUGAGUAGUUUUGUUGAUGAGAAUGCCAGCGAAAGCAAACAGCAAAAUCCUCAAGAAUACACCCACAAAUUAGACGAAGAAGAAAGGAAAAUUAAGGAAAAGCCAACACCACCAAUCGAAAAAAAAUCAGAAGAAAACGACACGAAAAGUGAAGCAUUCAGCAGUGCAGCUUUACGUAAAACAAACUAUGGGAAAUGUGAACAACAACAAAAUAUACCCACAAAUAAAAGUGAAAAUGUCUGUGCAAAUAUCACAACCAAUGAUUCAGAGAAGUUGGAAUCUUUGUUGCUACCUUAUGAAACAAGAAAGUGUCAAUGUUAUGUAGACGAUCAACAACAAGAGACCGAAAAAGGUAUUUGUAAAAAAAAUGUAACAACAGAUAAUCGACAACAAGAGCUGCUGGGUGAUAUAUUGAUCAGCACAACAGCAUUAAGAUCUAAUGAGCAGUGCGAUGUCGUCAAACCAACAUUAUCAAAAGUCUCAUCUAAUUUGUCGCCACUAUCGAAAACAGAUUCACCCGCUAUACCACCAUUGUCACUAGGCGACAGCUCUAGCUCAAGUGGCCCCCAAAUUCCACUUUUCGCUAAAGAGCAAAAACUUGCGGUUCAACUGCGCGAAAAGCAACAAGAACAUAGUACAAAACAGACGACAGGAGACCAUACAGUGCCAUAUUAUAGCCGAGUUAUAAAGUCCGGUACUGCGAGUGCCACAACUUCGCCGAACAUGGUGAGAAAAAUGUCGGAUGGCUCUGUAUCGCUUCCACGUCGCGUAUCAUUUCCGAAGAGCGACAACGAACUGGUAACAGGUUACUUGGAACCGGCAAAUCCUUGGAAACAUGUGUGUAUGGUUAAAAGUAUUUCGGAAAUUGCUGAGCUCUAUAUGACAUCUUGUCUGAAACAUAAUACGAAACCAUUACAAUAUAUUCUGGAUCAUUUAAAGGCUGUGGAUAUAACGAAACAAUUAAGGCAACCUGUACUGUCUCUUAAGUCAAUCGAUUUGGCGCCAAGCGAUUGUGAAGCUUUGGAAGAAGUUCUUAAAAGGGUGCAAUAUAAGUCGAUUGAUGUCUCAGACUGUAAACUUAAUGAAGUGGCGGCCAGUGCACUAUUUGAAAUUAUUGAAUACUAUGAGGCUACAAACGAAUUAGAUAUUUCUUCAAAUUCCUCGGGUAUGACUCCCAGAGGCUGGAUGUCUUGCACAUAUAUGAUUAGUCAUAGUCAGGAACUGCAGGUGCUAAAUGCUGAAGGAAACCCAAUAUCAAAGGUUAGCGCAGAACACUUGGGCGUCGCUCUUAACACAUCCAAUUUACAUACCCUGAAAUUGGAACAUUGCAGUCUCAAAGGACUACCCCUGAGUGGAUUAUGUUUCAAGCUUUGGCAUAACAAAACUCUAAAGGAACUUUGGAUAGCUUACAAUGAUUUGGAUAGUAGUGAUGCUGAUACCAUAGCCGAGAUGCUGAAAGUGAAUCAUUAUUUGGAAUUAAUUGAUAUAAGUAACAAUAACAUUGGCGACGAAGGUUUGCGCCACAUUGUAAUGUCGUUAAUUAUGCAGUCGAAAGAACUGGAGAGGCGAACGACAUUUCAACGUGCCGCGGCCAUUGAUGACGAUGAAAGUAUGUCGCCUUUUGAGACUACGGCGCCAGUGGAUAUAUCCGAUUGUAACGAGGAGAUAGGAGAGUGGGGAGUAAAGGACAGCCAGUCCAAAUUCAAAAACGAAAAUGAAGCUGACAAUGAGACGAAAUGUAAACAGCCACUUUCGCCAAUUGAAGAAAAGUGUAAGUCUGUGGGGAGUGCUGUGACUCUAAGCGACAUAACAGUUAAAAUUGAACCUGAACCAAGGUCAGGGGGAUCGUCAUUCAAACCACCCCUCAUAUCAACUGUUGGUUCAACUAUAGAAGAAAUUGAUCCCGAUGAGGACACCGAUGAUACAGUACGUUCUAAUACACUGAAAGGCACGCUGCAAACAUCUGGCGGUGGUCAGUCAAUGCUUGACAAACUUCUCUCAAUGAACAGUGAGAGCAGUAGUGAAGAAGGAGUUUCCAAUCUCUCGACGGACACCUUAGCUGCAUGUUGCUCGGAGGAUACAAGUCUCAUAAGUGAUGACGUGUUUGAUAUCGGCGCAAAUGCAACCGCAUCCACCACAAUAACAACAUCUACCACAUUUGUUAAAUGCCCCACUGACACGGAUUCGGAGGUGAGCGAAGGGGCAACAGAAACACCGAUUCUUUUGUCAAAUAUAGCUGUGGCACCCACAUCUGUGCCAAGGGUUUCACAUGAACCUUCUGCUAGAGAAAUGGAGCUAGAGAGUGCCGAUAAGCGAGUUCUGACGCAAAUCGAGGCCAAGAAUUCCAUUUUAAUUGAACCCCCCGCCGAUUCUUCAACAUGCCACGCAACAACAAAUUUGCAAUCAUCUGUUCCAAGUUCUCUUGUAAAUAAUUACGCAAACAAUAACAAUAUUAAUAAUAACACUGACAACAAUAAUGUUAAUAUGACUUUAGUACCUGUGCAUACAUCUUCCGCUUUGUUUUCAAGCGACGUGAGAGAUGAGCCAUCACGGCCAGACACCGCAAGUGUUUUCGAAGUGAAAGCUGAAGAAAGCCAUUGUCGGCAAAGCGUUGUUGGCACUAGUGAACUUGGGGAUCCUCGGGAAACUGCAGACCACCCGAAUGAGUUGCAACAUCUUCAUUCCGCCAGCAAAGCUUUAGAUGUAAAUAAAAACACCAGGUUGGGAGAAGAUUUCGAUGACACACAUAGUACGGAUUCAGCGUUUGAAAGUGCCUCGGAAGGUGAUAUUAGUCGUCAUCUGCCGGAAGAAUUUACCCGGUUAUCUGCAUCACUGGAGAGUACUCGUUUGGAUGAUUUAGUCAAAGAGUUUUGCAUAGAGACAGCUACUAUAGCAUCAGAAUCGAAUGAAUGUUUGAUCGCGGCAACAAAUCAAGCAACACCGUCCUCAACUCCUACUCCUCAGAAGUUGCCAUUUACUCAAGUAUCUACGACGUUUGCAGAGAGGGAGAGACCGACUACGGACGUAGGCAAUGCACCGAGUCUAUCGACUUCUUUGCCAUCUGCCACUUCUACUAUACCUCCUACCAUUCAAGUUGGGUUCGGUGUUCAGCAAGGGGGUAACGAUUCGCCAAUAGAACCAGCGAAUGAUACAAGAGAGAAGAUGCCAAAGGUGACUAUUGCUCAGGAUAGCAUAGCUCAAAAAUAUAAAAUAAAUAGCGUAAUAAGCACAAGCCCCAGUCAAACCCCUCCGCCACCUUCUACGUCACCAGGCGGUGUUAGCAGCGGAUUGAGACGUACAGACUCCUCGUGUACUUUUCUAACACAGUCAACUCGACAUCGUUCACAAAGUACAGACAGUCUGUGCAGUGACAAUUCACUAGAUGGCAGUAUAGGUAGCGGCGAUUUAAAUUUUUCCUCAUCGGCGCAAUUGAAUGAAAAGCUGACCAAAAACGAUACUUUGACUAGACAACAGCGGCAGCUGGAAUCAACUAUUGAAGCAAGCUCUAGAGCGCCUGGUGGACUUAAAGCUCUAGCAUUAUGGAACAACAAUCUAUCAAAAGAGGCAGGCCUCUUCAUUUCAAAUCUACUAGCGGAGACAGUGUCCCUGGAAUUGCUUAAUAUUGGUAAAAAUUGCUUAACGAAUGAUUUCGUUUCUUCGAUUAAAGAUAGUUUGAUAAAAAAUACAACGUUAACUACAUUGGGCUUGCAAAGUGCCCAGCUUAGUGCCAAAGGUAUAGAAACCUUAACGUCCAUCAUGACUUUCGGAGGCAAUAGCACACUGCAACGUAUAGAUAUAAGAGGUAAUAAGGUCGAAGUGGAAAGUCUGACGAAAAUUGCCGAAGUUUUGAAGUCAAACACAACAGUGACUCAAAUUGAUAUAGAUGAUGAACCUAACCGAAUGUCUGUGAGUAGUGAGGCACAUUUGGACUAUGCACGGGUCCUGGAAAACGUCCGUUCGAUGUGCGCGCGAAAUGAGAAAACUCAGCAGCAGGAGAAAGCCUCUAUUAAUCCAUUGGCAAAGCGGCGUGGUGGUUACUACGUGGGUUCGAGGAAAAUAUCAUUGACUUGCCAUAGUAGGCCCGUUGUGGACACUUCAAAUCCGGUCAUGAUGUCAUGUUCACCAACGUCAAACAGUAAACUAGAAGUUAAACGCAAAGCUGGCACACGUUUACGUUCGCCUGUGCCCAGUCCAACGACAAUAUCACCCUCAUCGUCACCCAAUCGUGGAAGUAGGUUUCAGGUAUAUCGCGUAGCCGAAGUAAGUCCACUUAUUUCACCCAAUGUUCAAAAGGAAGGAGGAGGACUCGGAACCGUCAAGGCGAUAUCGAGCAGUAGUGUGUUUAUUCCGUCAGUAUCGACGGAUGAAGUUAACGACUCUUCCUAUUCCGGUGUUACAUCAACCUCGCUGCCAACAUCUUGUUCGCUACCUUCGAUGGCAACUAUUUCAUCGUCGACGCAGUCCAUUAAGCGAUUGUCUGUUUCACCUCGUUCACGCUUUCUGGUGCGAAAAGUCUACGAGGAUCCUAGUGUGCCAUUGUCAAGUAGAACAAUACCACCCAUAACACCACCUAUAAAUCCCCCACCAACUCCCAUGUUGCGAGACGCGAAAGAAGCGACACAUCAAAUUAAAGAGGCUAUUUCGGCUCCGGCAUUGCAAGGAGACGAUUUACAACAUACAGUGGCGAGGCAUUCGAAUGCUGUCGCACCAACCCCCAUAACAUCAACAUGUAGGACAGUGAUACAACAACACACAACCACCGAUUCUUACGUAAUGCCCAUUCUGAAAGUCAGAGAGGUUCCCCGAGCAACACAACAAAGUGAACAAAGUACAAAUGAUACCGCACCAACUACUAAAAAUGAGACCACUACCACUCAGGAGCAUACAAUUUCUGCAACAACAAGCAAUUCGGCACUCCAACCCUCGCCUUCUAUACUUUCUACACUAUCCACAUUCUCUUCAUCGUCAUCAGCUUCGGAUACCUCCUCGUCAUCGUCAAUAUUGUCGUCGUCUUCUUCUUCAUCCUCUACAUCGCCCGCCAGUAAUAUCGACAGUUCCGACUCUUCUUCAUCGACUUCUACUCAUUCGAAGGAUUCGUUGUGCUCUCACGUCGAUACACACGAUUUAACCGUAUCCGGUCAGUGUCCUAUCGCUGUAUUCGGAGAUAAUGAUAUAACAUUAACAAAGAAUACCGCUAAUGAAGCAUUUGUAUCAGCCGCAGUGGCUGUAGCUAGGGAAAAUGUUAAUAGUGCUGUUCCAUCUGAUGAGAACUCUGUUCCACCCGUAACGCAUCAGCAACGUGUGCGCAAAGUUUCUUGGAUUGCAAAUCCAACAGCAGUGGAUAAACUAUUGACUCUCUUCCACAAUCCUUUCCAACGGAGCUCCUCGCCGGAAUCCAAAGGAUUCACAGGUAUAUCCGUGACCACAACGGCACCCCCUUCACAUUUUAGUCAGAUGCCUUUGGAACAGUCUACUGCGGAACACCAUCUCCAAUCGGCAUCCCAAAAAAACGCAAUGCCAAUUCGGAAGCAAUCACCACCUACAUGGACAAAAAUUGGCACAGAUAUGUUAACUGCUGCUGGCACCAAUAACGUCGAUUUGGCCAAUAGCGUUGCGACCACAGCUGCUGCAGUUGUAACUGAGCAAUCGAGAUCAUUUCUGGAUGCGGCCUCCAAACAGUUUCGUGAUUUUAGCAAGCAGGUAUUCCGACAAAACUUAUCAUUUGGUAACGAGUCGGUGACAACUGCAUCGACUACGACAAUAACGUCAUCGACUGUCAACAACCCUAGCAGUGCAGAAGGCACCAGUGCCGCCGGUUAUGGAGAAAUGGCCGGAGUGAUGGGCAGCGGUGCUGGCGGUAGUUGCAAUAAAGUUGCGUCUAUAACAAGUUCCUGCGCUGUAGCCUCAACCUCAGCCAUCGAAUGCAAUGUCGAUUCUUUACCCACCGAUGUUAAACAAGAAAUCAAAGAAAAUAUUUCACCUGAACAUACAAUUAAUGAGGAGACAUUGCAUAAAAUACAAAAAUUACACGGCAGUACAACGACGUCCACAGCAUCGCCACCUGCUGACUGUAUAUACGAAAGUGAUGAAUUAAGUCCCAAGGACGCUCAAAGUGGAGUUGAAAAUAAUAAAUGAUUUGAUACGUGCAUGCAUAAACUUGUCCGCACAAUUUCCACCACCAACCACAAAAAAACAUAUUUUUAAUGUAUGCCUUUGUUCCCUACCCGCUCCUAUACAACUCGACCCUAACCUUAUCCCAGCCUUAGGCUAUUUUCCUUCGCCCUGUCUCUAAGUCAUCCUCCCAUAUUUCAUCCUUCUUAUAUUGGGGUAUUUUACCCUGGUUUAUUAUUAUUUUUGAUAUUUUGUUUAAAUAUUUAUUAGGUAUAUACAAGUAUAUACAUACACGUACACAUUUUAUUUCUAAUAUUAAGUGUUUGUUCUCUUGUUUCCUCUUUUACUGUGUUUAAUAUUAGUGUCUUGCAAAUGUAAUUCUUCUGUUUAUUUAAAAACAUUACUUCAUUCGGCUUUUACGAUCGCUAUAAUGUGACCGCUUGGAUAAUUCCACAGAUUUUCACGUCAAUUCGCUGUUAAUCUUGCCGUUUCGUCCCGUUUUUUAAAUCCGUAGUUUCUUGAAAUUCAUUUAAAGUACAUAUAUUUGAGAUCGCAGGCUGUGCCAACUUAGAUUAUUGAACAACACAUCAUGACUAGUGGUCGCAUUUUUUAUUAGAAAGAGAAAUUAAUGCAAUCUCACUCUCACAUGAUAUUUUUUGUUACAUAUGAGGUUCCUUAUCAUUGAAGCUAUAACUUAAAUCGGGCAGCAUAUAUUAAAAGUUCAUUUUCGGUACAUUAAAUACAAAUAAAAUUGUCCAGAUGCUUUAGACGAUAUAUGGUCCUAUGAGAAGUAGUAGUAUUUUUUUGCCACAUACAGUACGUCACGGAAGCUAGGUAACACGCUACUAUUUGGGACGUGCAAAAAUUGAUUGAUGAUUGCCUAUUGUGCGUCAUUGUUUCUAUGUUUUCUUCUGUCAGUUCGAUAAAGAGAUGCUAUGCUAAACUCUGAAAUUAUUUGCUUGUUUCGUGUUAGCGUUAAAAAAAAACGAAAUUUUAAUGUUUUAAACACAAAUCUUUUAAUUUUAAGGUUGCUGCCCAUGAUAAUACACAUGAAAGCUAGAAUGUCAAUUUGACAGUCUAGUGGGUUGUAAAACUCCCAUCAGGGUUGUAUUUUAUUUUGUUGUUAUUGGGAAAGGAUGAGACCAUCCUUCCUUUGUUAACACUGCUUUAACUAUUUUAAAACGUCUUCAACGCGAUUUUUUUUUAAACGUACACGUACACCCUUUGCCGAUGUAGGCCGCUGCCAUGGGAUUGGAUUGUAAAUGGGGGGACCAAAGGAGGAAGAAAUGCUUGUUCAUCGAAUGUUAUGCCAAAAUGAAAUAAUUAUCAAUAUUCGUGAGUAACAGAACCAGUACCUUAGGAAUGUUUCGAUACCUUAAUCGAGGUACUAUGCCAUGUAAAAACUUUGGCACCCCGUUCGGACACGGCUAUAAUAUGGGGUCCCUUGUCAUUGAGCUUAAGCUUGAAUCGAAAAGCGCUCAUUGAUAUGUGAGACGUUUGGCCCUGUUCCCUAAUAGAAUGUUCAUGGCCAAGUUUGAAUUUGCAAAUCGAAAAUCAAUUAUUUACCUUGUUUUUGCUUCUUUUAAGGAUUUUAAGACAUUUCCCCAAACAUAAAAUUCAAAUGCAGCAAAACUGCCUAGGGAGACAAAAUUAGAUAGCACGAGACAUUAAUCGCUCUCAAUGUCUUUCGACUAAGCGGGUACUAUUGGAAGGAAAGAGGUGUUGGAUGCCUCGGCUCCAGCUCAACCAAGAUAAAAGGUCUCAUUGUAGCGAUCGCCGCACAUUAUCGCCGCAAAUGAUUCUGUUCGCCCAUGGCCUUUAAGGGUUUUUUAAUUUGCUUAGAAAAUAACAUCAACAACUUGAAGGUGGUCCAAAGCUAACUAUAAUGGUAACAGGGGGGCAUAUUUAUUGCAACAACAAUUAAAUGAUACCUUUGCAUUACGAUGUGAAACGGCAAAAUAAUGCAUAAUGGACAACAACUGUUAAUGAUACACCGACCCCAUCCCCAUUGAUCUCAAUGUAUGUGAUAAUGUCGCAACGCUCUGAGAGUUGCGUCGCUUACUAAUACUAAUGCAGUUCAUUAUAGUUAGUCAAACUAAAUAAAACAAAAUACAAAAAAAAAAACAAAAACAAAAACUAAAUAACAUAAAAACAAACAAGCAAACAAAGCGUAGUAAUUAAUACCAGCUACACGUACAUAUAUCGUAAUAUUGUGAUUAACUCUUGUUUAUAAAUUAUUAUUAUUUGUAUAGUUUUAUAAUCUGCCUUUUUCUGUUUUAAUUUUUCUUUCUUUUUUUUAACCAUUGCUCUUGAAGGUUUGUACUACACACCUUUACAUUUAGUUUAUUUUAAUCAUGAGAAAAAAGGUAAAUUGUUGUUGUUGCAAGAGAUAUGGAAAAACCAACCCUACCCAUUAUGCUCGAACUUGGCACCUCUUAAGAUGCAUACAGCGCGUAAGCGUACGAAUACUGUUAUCCAAAGAGAAAUUUACAUAUUAAUAUACAUAAAACAAAUAUAAUUACAUGCAUACACACACACACACACACACACAUAUUAACUAUUAAAAAUAUAUGUAUAUGUAUAUGUUCAUUUAUUUACUCCAAACACAAGUCACUGCUAACAUUAGUAGCUACACAAAGAUACCCUUUUUGAGAGCGGGACAUAAAACAUCAGAAACAAAAAACAAACAAACCCGACGUAUUGCAGCAUUAUCUAACACAAUUUACUUUGAAUAGCACGUAACAAUGAAAUCACCACAUUAACUACAAAGGAACACAAAUGGGAAAACAUUCAUUCUAACACAAACCUAACAAUUUUGCUAAAAAAAAAACAAAAAUCUAAAUCAUUAAACUCUUUGCUAUUGCAGAACAUCCACGUUUUUCAAUCAAAAUGUUAUUAGGGCGAUUCUUUAUCGAUAAUACGAUUAAAUCGCGACAUGGUGAAGAGAGAGAGAGAGAGAGAGAGAAAUAUGAAAAAGGCAAGAGAGCAAGUUGAUAAAUAAAAAACACAAUUUUAAGAAACCACAACCUGCAGUUUUCAAGCUACAGUCCUUAAAAAUAAAGCCAUCGAGCUGAAAUUGAGUAAAGUUAUAAAAGCUUAAAUCUGUAAAGACCGAUCUUCCGAUUCAUCAUCUAAACUUAAAAAGAAACUAUUGUAAUUAGCUGAAACUUGAAAGGUGAAUGGUGUUGCCAUUUGUGGAUGCUAACACAAAACAUCGUCCACGUCGGAAUAUACUGGUAACUAUAUAGUGCUCUCUAGCCAUUUGAAUUCGAGAAUGGUAAGCGUCUAUUGUACUUGAUUUCCUAAAGCAACUAUUGGCUUGAAAUUUGUAAAAUUUCUCUCUCCGCUUGCCACACUUUUUUGCACUGUCUCUUACCAAUUGAAGGAGAAAGUGCCAACAUUCGAACACUUAAACCUACCCUUGUUGUGCAUAUACAAUACCUUUGGGUUGGUACACCCGAAUUUCAUUAAAUUUCAAGUCAAUUCUAAAAUUCAUAUAUCAUUUUCGUCAUUAAACUUACUCGCAUUGUGACAUAUUUCGGCAAAACACUUAACUCACCCAUUCCUUCAAAGGAAACAAAAACAAAAAUUAAAUUGCAAACAAUAGCAAAGUAUCAUAAGGCUAACUUUACCAUUUGAACACAAAAAAAAUGUAUCCAAUAUUGUGUCUCCCCAUUAUAAAUUCCUAUAAUUUGGGUUAAUAAUCAUUAGGGAAAAGUUAAAUAAUCACUAUUUUGUGAAAAUUAUGUAUACUUAAACGAUUAUAUUAAGUUUUCUUGUUUUUACUAUUUUUUUUUUCUUAUCUCUAUCACUUUCUUGCCCGAUUUCAUUCUUUUUUUGGAACAAUUGGGCUUUGUACUAGAAGUGUGAAAGCUAAAAUGAAAACAAAAAGGAAAAACAACAAAUCCAUUAAAACAAAAUAAAGUUAUUGUAAAUUUACAUGUGUAUAUUUGGUACUUAAGUUGCUCUUUGCUUUCAAUUUUACAAGACUAAACUUUUUUCUUAAGUACAACUUAUUAAUUCGCUUUAUACAACGGAAUGAGAGACGAAAUCAGUCAUUACUUAAUAUUAUGUUCUUAACACGAAAUGUCACCCACUUACUGACAACCCUGUUUUACUGGAACAGAAAAUAGCAUUGAGGGUGGAGACAAUGAAAGGCUUCUGGCACAGUUAACAUGGCCUUAACUAAUUCAUAAAAUAAGUUUCACGAGCUUUUGGAGACUAGCUACUUUAACAACUCAGUGUUACAAACAAUGUGAUCAUUUUCUAGUUUAGAGUGAAAUUUAUUUGAUGAAUUAAAGCCUAGUAGUAGUAGUAUGUAUAUCUUAUAUUCGGGUCUGUUCUGUGUUUCACCUCACUCUCACUUUUCGGAAACUUUUCACUUUCCCCUUGCCAAAAUUAGCUGUUCUGUGAUAGCGGGGAAAAGCAAUAUUUCGAAUUCCCGUUCGAAAAAUGAAAACAUGAUUUUUUUUGCAAAGUAUGCAAGUAAGUUAACAAGUCUGCAAGUAAUGUAAAAAAACACCGAUUUUAACGGCAGCAGCAAAAAAUAGAAGGAAAUAAUUACCAGCAGUUUAAAACCCAUCCCACAUAAACCAACAUCCAAAUGUUGACAAAAUUUGUGCUAUUUUGUUAAAAUUAAAAAAUAUAGCUGAAAAAAAUAAUAAACAUACCAAAAAUUGGCAAUUAAGUGCUUAUUUGUGAUUACAUAUAUUUGCCUGCCAAAAAAUGUGUAAAAAAUUUUUCACAUUUUUCAGGGGAGAAAAAGGCCACGGAACAACUCAAAGUGAAAAGUUUUCGUUUCACUACCCAAAGUGAGUUUCAGAACACACCCGAUUGUUUAUUCUGUAAGAUGCUCAUUUGGCAAAGCAAUAACUUGGCUAAUUGCAGUCUACAAGAUUCGUCAGUUUGCCUUGCUCAUUUGAUUCGACCCCCAUAGGUUAGUCUGUAUAUAUUUUCAACAUUUAUACCGAUAACAAUAAGAGUUAGACCGAAAUGUAAAUCAAGUCAAAAUAUAAAAUAAACAAAGUUCCGCUUUAAUUAAAAUGA